AUGGCUUCUAGUUCUAGUAGUACUUAUGAUGUGUAUAUACCAGCAGAUAUCAUUCCAACUGCUGAAACAAAAAUCAAACUUGCAGAUAGUAUUCUAGUUUCGCCACUUGUUUUGGGUACUUGGGCUUGGGGUGAUAAGAGAACAUGGAACUGGGAUGAGGAAUUGAAUACAAAAGCUAAGGAAGCUUUUGAUAUGUCUCUAUCAAAAGGAAUUAAUACUUUUGAUACAGCUGAAAUAUAUGGUGGUGGAGAAAGUGAACGUUGUAUUGCUCGAUACAAACAAAAUCGUUCAGCUACUGAUACAGAGGAUGUUAUUAUUGCUACAAAAUUCUUUCCUUAUCCAUAUCGUCUAUCAUAUCCAAGCACACUUAUUAAUGCACUUAAAGCAAGUCUAGAAAGAUUACAGGUUCAAUGUGUUGAUCUCUAUCAAAUUCAUGGUCCUAUUCAUCUUCGUUCUAUUGAAGUUAUUGCUGAUGCAUUAGCAGAAGCAGUUAAACUUGGUUUAACAAAAACUGUUGGUGUUUCUAAUUAUUCAACAAAUGAAAUGAUUAAAAU
This is a messenger RNA of Adineta steineri, 554 nucleotides long. The record is from the annotation of a GenBank genome assembly. NCBI's taxonomy places the organism in Eukaryota, Metazoa, Rotifera, Eurotatoria, Adinetida, Adinetidae.